Messenger RNA from Girardinichthys multiradiatus, 1209 nucleotides. RefSeq names its product zinc finger BED domain-containing protein 4-like. The record is from RefSeq and is a predicted model, not a curated record. The transcript has 2 exons. The coding region runs from base 9 to 1166 and encodes 385 amino acids. NCBI's taxonomy places the organism in Eukaryota, Metazoa, Chordata, Actinopteri, Cyprinodontiformes, Goodeidae. Gene Ontology annotation, molecular function: protein dimerization activity.
UUGAGAAAAUGUUUCAAACAUGGCAUAUUCCAAAAGACAAGAUACACGUGAUACUGAGAGAUAAUGCCAGAAACAUGGUGAAAGCUAUGACAGAUGCUGGUUUACCAAGUUUGGGGUGUAUGGCACACACCCUGCAGCUGGCCAUCCAUGAGGCAGUGCUGUCACAGCGCAGUGUAAGUGACAUUAUUGCCAAAGGGAGACGCAUUGUGGGGCACUUCAGGCACUCCCCAUUAGCAUAUGCAAGACUUCAGAGUGUACAGAAACAACUUGGCCAGCCCUCCAAAAGACUGCAACAAGAUGUCAGCACUAGGUGGAAUAGCACUUAUUAUAUGCUCCACAGUCUCCUUGAGCAAAAACGAGUAUUGGGCGUUUACGCUGCUGACUUUGAGCUACCUGCAACCUUUACAUCUUCUCAGUGGGAAUUGAUUGAAAACAUGACAACACUGCUGGAACCUUUUGAAGAGCUGACUAAGGAAAUAUGCUCAUCAACUGCAUCUGCUGCUGAUGUCAUACCCUCUGUGAUGGUUUUAAAGCGUAUUCUGACCAAAGAGACUGCAGCAGAUCAUGGUGUGAAGACAACUAAGGACACGUUGCUGGAAGCUGUCACCAAAAGAUUUGCUGACAUUGAAGAAGAGCCCCUCUACAGUUUGGCAACAGUCAUAGACCCAAGGUACAAAGACAGAUUUUAUUCUGAAGGACUUAAGACCAAAACACACAGACUGCUUCUUGGUCUGAUGACAGAAGCCGCUCAGAGGGAUCCAAACCAAGAACAUGAAGCUAACAGCACAGGGGAGCCAGCAGAGAAAGUGCCACGACCAGGAUCUUUGUCUUCAAUAUUCGGUGAGAUCCUGGCAGAAGAAACCCCGCAGCAGGCUCACACCGACAGUCCAACGCCAUCAGAGAUGAUAAUCUACCUCUCAGAGCCACCCAUCUCUCGGGGUGCAUCAUCAUUGGAAUACUGGAAAACUAAUAAGGAACGUUUUCCAGACCUUGCUAAAGUAGCAAGAGCUUACCUGUCUGCACCAUGCACAAAUGUGGAGAGUGAGCGCUUAUUCAGUGCUGCAUCCAACAUUGUGGACGAACACAGGAAUAGACUCAUGACUGAAAAAGCUGAGAUGCUUCUCUUUAUUAAAAAGAACCUUCCCACAAUGCUUACCAAUAAGUAAUAGGCAUUUAGCAUGUAAAAAUGCUGUUCAACAUUUUGCCUGU